This is a messenger RNA of Williopsis jadinii, 1582 nucleotides long. RefSeq names its product DUF5314 domain-containing protein. The record is from RefSeq and is a predicted model, not a curated record. NCBI's taxonomy places the organism in Eukaryota, Fungi, Ascomycota, Saccharomycetes, Phaffomycetales, Wickerhamomycetaceae. Bases 455 to 1129 code for a protein of 224 amino acids. The transcript has a single exon.
CGAAAUCUUACGCUACAGUUUUAGAAAAUUCUUUAAAGCGUGGAUUUCGUUAGUUUCAAAAUCAUCCUAUCAAGGAAGGACCAGGCAUUAACGUCAAUACCCGACGGGCCGCGCAGCGCAAGUUGAUCGCGAAGGUCCAAGUCGCGUUCACCGUACCGAAGCACUACAGAUCAACUUGUCUGAUAAUGUGAUUACUAACUGAUGAGCCGGUUUUUGGCUAGCAACACAUGGAACGACAAAUGUAUCAUUUUGUGAGGCACUGCUUAAUAAUACAUGGGAUUACUAAUAAAGCCAGGCUCGCGGAUCGUAUGGGACGAUGACCUUAUCAGUUCGCGACUAGAUUGAUGAUCCAUUAUCUUCAGGAGUAUUUCUGAAAAAUACAAAUAAGAGCGGUUAGCCUCUUAGAUAAAGUUUAUAUGUAUUUAGAAGAAUAACGAAAAAUAUAUUGUACACCAUGUCUGCUAAACCAAUGAACUGGAAUACUAUCCGUCUACGUUUGCAGCAGGUUAUGGUCCAACCACCAUCUCUUUGGAAUAUCGAUGAAGAGAGCAAGCUUAGUGGCACUGAAAAUUUUUUCAAGUGGCAGGGUGCCCUGGCCUUCAAGCUUAGAAUCACAGGUUUACAUCUCUAUGAAUACAUGGUUCACGGUACUACCCCACCAUGUGAAACUGGGAUGAUAUCUGAUGUGGACCAAGAUGAAAUGCGCAGUCUAUUGAGCUCAUGUGUCACCUCUGCUUUGCUUGAUUCUGUUAAGGGACAUGCGUUGUUGUUCUUGCAAUCUCAUUACAGCGCUAAUAACUUCAAGGACACCGGUCAUGAUUUGUUUAUUUUCUUGCAAGAACAAUUUGGUUAUGUGUCCUUGUCUAUGGUCUGGAGACGUAUCCUCGAGAUUACUCAAAAGGGUUCCUCAAAGUCUUGUGAUGACUUAUUGUCUCAGUUCUUUGAGCUCCAAGUUAAUGUGCUCAACAACCUGUCGCCCCAAGAAUUGGGCAGUUGUUUGUUGGUUGCUAGUUUGAAAAAUCAAGGUGUUUCCGAGGAUUAUAUUGAACAGAUUGCUACCACGUAUUUGUCGAAGUUUAAGUAUCUCGAGCCCCGUAACUUACCUGAAGGUGGAUCGUUGCAGAGGUGAAGGUAUCAAGACUAAUUAAGAUGCGUUGUGGAGGGUCAUGUGUCUAUGAACGUCCAGAGAUGGAUGGUGUGUAACAAUAGAUCAUCUUUGGUCUAUCAUAUAGCCUUACUAGGGCUGGAUCCUAAUAAGUGUACAUUCCACGGUUACCAAGAUUCUUUCAUGAUGCUUAGAGACUAAACAGAGUGGCAGCUCAUUCGACUUUUAACCAAUAUCCGACCUUUUCAUAGCACAUCACUAUAUUGGGACACAUUUCCACUUCAGGGGCUACCCAGAACCAUAUACCGACAGACAUUGGAUCUUUGAGUACCUAAUCAGAUAUGACAAACCUUGAUAAUCAGCUGUCAUUAAUAUGAUAUCUCAACAGCGUUACGGCUUACUCAUCUAGAUUUUAAGCAGUAUCAAAUUUGCUCUGAAGACAUAUAUACUCUGGUUUCUAUGUCGAGGGAAAAAUGA